GUCGCGAUGGUUUUAUGGGGGGAUAUAUAAAAAACGAGUUGCGAUCAUGCACGUCGUUAAUACUUCAGCGGUCAUUGCGUAUAAUACAAUGAUGGAAAAAGGGAUUUCAGAAUUCAGAGUCGAAAACUCCGAUCAUCGCGAUCGUUUGUUAUAGCUCAUAUUGUCCUAGCGACCGUUUAACAAUAAUUGGGAAAACAAGCAGCCUAUCACAAAGGUAAAUACGGCCAAGGCACUGUUGAUUUAACAAAUUUCGUUAACUAGUUCACAUGUUUAUUUGGAUCAAGGGCAGGCUCUUGAGCGAGACAAUGGAUAUAUCGAAUAUAAAUACAUCAAAUCAUGUUUAAAAGACGAUAAAAAACGGGACACCGAUUAUUCUGCCAGUGCCAUACCAGUUGAUAGUGCGAUGGGUUCAGAGGUUUUGCUUAUAUUUUUAGGAGUGAUUUUCGUUUCUCAAGCCAAUAAGAUUCCCGAGAAACUAUGUUCACUAGAGGAAGAAGUUGCAAUAUCAAGAGACAUUUCGCUAGCAAGUUCAGGAGAGAUAGAUGACUUACCUCCAGACGUUAAAUUCAGUAUAGCUAAGCUCGUUAGAGAACUAUUAGACAGACUAAAAGGAAUUCUUGAAAAGUUGCUAGAUUUUGCUAGCAAACAGUUUCAAGCAGCAUUGGCGAAAGCAGAUGGAGUAAUCAGGAGAAUAGAAGAACUAGCCAAAUCAAAAAUUCAAGGAUUAGCGGAUGCAUUGGAAAUACAGGUUCAAAAGUUUAUAGAUCAAGCUGAACAAAGAGGUAUGAAUAUAAGUGAGUGUGUCACACCAAAAGUAGAAAUAUUCGAAAACUCAAUUGCGCAACUUCUUCAAGCGCUUAAUGCAGAAAUAACCACAGCCCUACAAGAAGAAGCAGCCAGAAUGGAAGCAUCUUUGAGCAAGAUAAGACAAACAAUCGAUAAGAUUGAGAUCAAUCCUUGCGAGGGAAGUCUUCUAGAUGAAUUCACAUGUUGGACAUCACAACUAACCAAGGUGUCCAAUGCUUUGUUGCACAUACCCACACAAGUGUCAAGGCAAAUAACGAAUACCUUGGUAGACAUGGGUAACCUCUCCUUGAAAGUUGUUGCGUCUGCCCAUCAGACAGUCAAGGAAGCUGAGAAAUUAGGACAAUUCACUGUUGAUGACAUUCAGAAGUGUAUUCUAUCAGUCAAAUAAAAUAAUUAGUAAUAACGAGAUAUUUUUCUUUAUUCCAAGUGCGUUCAGAAAUUUGACUAACACCACCGUUCGUCAGAUCAAGGACAACUGAUAAUGCUCCUUGGCGAGUUUAAAAUAAUAUAUGUAAUAAUAAACGAGUUUUUGGCCAUUAAAAACAUUACUGC
Messenger RNA from Acanthoscelides obtectus, 1359 nucleotides. NCBI's taxonomy places the organism in Eukaryota, Metazoa, Arthropoda, Insecta, Coleoptera, Chrysomelidae. The record is from the annotation of a GenBank genome assembly.